UGUCUUUGAGAUGUCGAAAUUACACAUUUUGCAUUCGUGAAGAUGGUUCGUGCUAGCCUGGCCUAUCAGAAGGUCGUUCCCGGCCAGCGGAUUGGGCGAUACAUCUCUCCUGACCCAAGUUUCCAGGAUCCUGGUGACCUCUGUGAUGUUCGUGAAGAAACCGAAGUUGAAAUCCAAAAUGCGCGUUUGGCCACUGAAGUCCUGUCCUGGCCUACUGCCGGAUUUGAGCUCUUGCAAGCCCCAACAAGGAUGCAAAGCUUCGAAGAUGAGUCUGAAGUGCGAAAGGCCGGCAGAAAUGAGAUCCCUGCAGUGCCCUGCAAUUCGCCGUGGUUUCCCUACAGAAGCUCAAGAAGUGCACCCAAAUUCCAAACAAACACCGGGAGCAGGAAGGUUAGGGUUGAAGAACUGUCUACUGCAUAAAAUUAACUGUAUUCAUUGGUAGAUCCUAAUAGCAAGAUGAGAAGCGUGGAUCCGUACUUCCUGGACAUAUUGCUUGUAGAUGUGUGCAGGAGAAGUUAAAUCAGAUAUAUACCGUAAUGAUAUAGUUAUAUAUAUAACAUGUAUAUUAUAUAUAUAAUCAUGUUGUUUUGAGCCUACAACCCGACAGGUUGUUGCUUGUAUUUUUUGACAAUUCUAUUAUCGCCGGCAGAUUCUUAGCAUCUUGGCAGACACCCAUACGCCGAAGUCUCUUCAGGUCUAUUACAGCGAGGUUCAAUCAUUGUUGUCGGAAGUUCUGGAGAAAGCUGGGGCGAAAGUUGAGCGAGUCAUGGUGUUCGACCACACGAUUCGCUCAAGCACAGCUUCCGGGCUGAACACUCUGGGCGUUCGCGGGAAGUGGGCCGGGCCUGCCACCUUUGUGCACGCGGAUUACAACGAGCGCUCAGCGCCCCAACGUCUGCAGCAACUGGCACAGACACCGGGAUACACAGGGGUGCUGUUGCCGGCAGAGGACGUUCAGAAGGUCUUGUCCUCGGGGCAGAGGUUCGCAUUUAUCAAUGUGUGGCGCAGCAUCGAUCCGCUAAAUCCAGCCUUUGACUAUCCACUGUCUUUGUGCGAUCCAAGAAGCGUUGAAGAAGAGGAUUGGAUGAACUAUGAGAUGGUUUACCCAGAUCGGGUGGGCAGCAGAUUGUCUUUGUCCAACCGCGCAGCAGCAUCGCACAAGUGGUACUACUAUCCUGAGAUGAGGAUCGAUGAGUGCUUGAUCUUCAGUUGCUACGAUCGUCGACCUGACGUCCCUCGUUUUGUUUUCCAUAGUGCCUUUGAUGAUCCAAGUGCGAGGACAAAGAUUCCGCGCCAAUCCAUUGAGGCCAGGACAGCAGUCAUUUUCGAUGAACUUGCGUUGAAAUCAACAAUUUAAGGAAAA
Molecule: messenger RNA, 1363 nt
Organism: Durusdinium trenchii
Lineage: Eukaryota; Dinophyceae; Suessiales; Symbiodiniaceae
Source: the annotation of a GenBank genome assembly